Messenger RNA from Solanum stenotomum, 993 nucleotides. RefSeq lists its product as uncharacterized. Gene Ontology annotation, molecular function: peptide-methionine (S)-S-oxide reductase activity. The record is from RefSeq and is a predicted model, not a curated record. The transcript has 4 exons. Lineage: Eukaryota; Viridiplantae; Streptophyta; Magnoliopsida; Solanales; Solanaceae. Gene Ontology annotation, cellular component: cytoplasm. Gene Ontology annotation, biological process: cellular response to oxidative stress. Bases 142 to 915 code for a protein of 257 amino acids.
UUUCUACGUUCAUACGACACAGAUUUUUCAGAAGGAUUGUUUGGUUUAUUAUAUACAUUCACACGCAUUUCCCUCUUUUCUUAAAGACAAAAGCAUAAAUUAGACUCAUUCCCUUGUAUCAAUUACAGAAUUUUGUCAAUUAUGCAUUACUACAAAUUACUUGGACGGAGCAAAUCUCACGAUUCAGACAACUCUGAUUCGGAAAACACUGUUAAUAAGAAUAUUCCAGCAGAAUUCCUCUGUCAAGCAAUUUUUGCUGGAGAUAGUUUCUAUGAUGUUGAAGCAGCAUAUGGUCGAUUCGAAGGAGUCGUAAGAACUGCAACAGGAUAUUAUGGAGGAACUAUGAGAAAACCUUCCUACAAAGAUGUCUCUGAAGGAAACACAGGACAUACUGAAGCAGUGAAAAUCACAUAUGAUAACAGAUUUGUAUCUUACAAAUCUCUUUGCGAUUUUUUCUGGGAUACUCAUGAUCCAACCAAUAAAAAUUCCCUUAAUUUUGGGUUAAGUACGCAUCUGAGAUCUGCUAUAUUCUGCUCAACAGAAGAAGAGAGGAAACAAGCACAACAAUCAAAGAUAAGGCGGCAAAUGAAGCUUAAUAGGAGGAUUCUAACGAAAUUAAGUUUCUUAAUUAGUAAUUGUGAAUUUUUUGUUGCGGAGAAUCAACAUCAGAAGUAUUAUCUCCAGAAGCAUUACAGGCUUUGUGAAAGUUUGAGCCUAAGAAGCACUGAACAAUUUGUGGACUCUUACAUUGCCUGCAAACUUAACGGAGUAUUGGCAUUGGAUGGGGAACUCAUAUUGGAGAAGCUACCACAAUUAACGAGGACUUGUCUGUUGCCCAAGCAAUGCAAGUCCACUUGUGAUGAAAUUAUACAAGAUUUAAAGACAACAAUUGCCCAUGGCUCCACUAUUUCUUGAAUAAUCUCUUUUCCAUUCUUAUAUUAACACCAUUUGUAAUUUGCAUAUUAUCUAUCAACUAUAUAUUCCGGCAAAUUG